Molecule: messenger RNA, 1941 nt
Organism: Cynara cardunculus var. scolymus (artichoke)
Lineage: Eukaryota; Viridiplantae; Streptophyta; Magnoliopsida; Asterales; Asteraceae
Product: pentatricopeptide repeat-containing protein At4g02820, mitochondrial
Exons: 2
Coding region: 4-1560 (518 amino acids)
Cellular component (GO): mitochondrion
Molecular function (GO): protein binding
Source: RefSeq, a predicted model, not a curated record
GAAAUGAUGAUUCGUCUUGCUCGGAGAUCACUCUCCGCCGUCCGAUAUCUCUCGACGUCAGCGGUGGCAGAGGUUUCAAAAGCUCCAUAUCCGGCUGUAAUCACCAGCGCUACAAGGAAAAACGCCGGUGGCGGUAGGGAUACCUUAGGUCGAAGGCUUCUAAGCCUGGUUUACACAAAACGCAGCGCCGUGAUCGCCAUAAAGAAAUGGAAGGAAGAAGGGCAUCUGGUUCGCAAGUACGAGCUUAAUCGCAUAGUGCGAGAGCUUCGAAAGCUAAAACGUUACAAACAUGCCCUAGAGGUUUGUGAAUGGAUGACUUUGCAACACGAUAUCAAGUUGUUAGAAGGAGAUUACGCGGUCCAUUUAGACUUAAUCGCAAAAAUACGUGGUAUAAACAGUGCCGAGAAAUUCUUCGAAGAUCUCCCAGAUCGAAUGAAAGGUCAGCCAACUUGUACAGCCCUUCUACACACGUAUGUUCAGCAUAAAGACGCUUCAAAAGCCGAAGCUUUGACGAAAAAAAUGUCGGAAUGUGGUUUCUUGAAAUACCCUCUUCCGUUUAACCAUAUGAUCUCAUUAUACAUCUCAAACGGGCAAUUCCAGAAGGUUCCGGAAAUUCUUCACGAGUUAAAGAUGAACACUUCACCGGAUAUCGUUACUUACAAUCUAUGGUUAACGGCAUGUAACGCACAGGGCGACACUGAAACCGCAGAAAAGAUUUUUCUCGAGCUUAAGAAGACGAAGGUGAAUCCAGAUUGGGUAACAUUUAGUCUUUUAACGAGUAUGUAUAUUAAGAACUCUCGUUUUGAAGACGCGCUCUUGAGUCUUAAGGAAAUGGAGAAAAUGGUUUCAAGAAAAGUUCGUGUUGCAUAUUCUUCGGUUAUCAGUCUCUAUACGGGCCUCGGGAAAAAGGAAGACGUUCAUCGGAUAUGGAAGAAGAUGAAGUCAACCUUCCAUAAGUUAAAUGAUGCCGAAUAUAAUUGCAUGAUAUCGUCUUUGCUAAAACUUAACGAUCUCGAAGAAGCAAAGAAGUUGUAUACGGAAUGGGAGUCGGUUUCUUCGACCGGCGAUUCCCGCAUCCCGAAUUUGAUUCUUGCAGCUUACGUUAACAGAAACGAGAUGAAAAUGGCGGAAGAUUUCUUUACCAAACGGAUAGUCGAGAAAGGAAUUGUGCCGAGUUACACUUCAUGGGAGCUUCUUACAUGUGGUUAUUCACAUAUGAAUCAAAUGAAUAAAGCUUUAGAAUGCUUCAAGAAAGCUUUAGGAUCUGUGAAGAAGUGGGAUUUUGACGAAAAAAUUGUCGAAAAAGUGUACGGAAUGGUUGAAGAGCAUGGUAACGUUGAGGGUGCCGAGGAAUUGUUGACGGUUCUUCGUAAUGCGGGCCACGUAAGUACGGAAAUAUAUAAUUUGCUUCUUCGAACAUAUGCCAAAGCCGGUAAAAUGCCGAUAAUCGUAGCCGAGCGGAUGAAGAAGGACAAUGUACCAUUGAAUGAGGAAACACAUGAACUCAUUAAGAUAACAAGCAAACUGUGUGUUAGUGAUGUUUCAACAUAUGUUUCUUAGGAAUCAAAAUGUGGUCUCUCGGAAAUAAUCGAGGAUCCAUUGAAGGGCAAGUCUAGUGCCAUAGCCGUGGUAUUUCCAGCUCCAAUAGCGUAUAUUUAAGUUGUUGCUGUUAAAAAACAUGUAGCAGGUUAGGUUUGCGUACAUCUUAUACCCCAUCCUACUUUUGAGUGGGAUUUACCGGGUCAAUUGGGUCGAACAGUUGAGGAUGCACACGACAUUGUGUUAUACGAGUACUAUAUCGUGUGUUUCCUUGUUUGUUUAACCUAUUUUUCUUAUCUUGUACUCUUCGGUUAAUUGCACACACCGACAUGUAGUUUGAAUGUAGGUAGCAGAAUGUAAGGAGUACAUUGAAGUGAAGUUUUUUCAUGUUUUGGGUCUCUA